This is a messenger RNA of Chinchilla lanigera (long-tailed chinchilla), 3242 nucleotides long. RefSeq names its product leucine rich repeat neuronal 4 (gene Lrrn4). The transcript is spliced from 5 exons. Lineage: Eukaryota; Metazoa; Chordata; Mammalia; Rodentia; Chinchillidae. The record is from RefSeq and is a predicted model, not a curated record. Gene Ontology annotation, molecular function: protein binding. Bases 270 to 2570 code for a protein of 766 amino acids.
CCCUCCAGCAUUCCAGGCUGAGUUGCUAAGCCACUGGUUCCUGGAAUAUAUAAAACAAGAUCGGGGACUCUGAGGACCUCGAGGACACCUUCCGGGUGAGUUGGCCGUACUGCUGGAUGCCUGCGCUCUUAGCCUCCAGGAUCUUCCUCAUGGCGAGGAUCCCCAACUAACAAGGCAGAGAGCCCCUUCCCCUGGACCCUGGUUGUUGCUCUGGGAUUCAGUGGUCACAGAAAGAGCCAGCAGAGGAAUAUACAUCUGAGGCGUGCGCCAUGCGGUGGACCCUGUUGCUGCUGCUCUUGACUGCGCCGUGCCGGAGUCGGGCAGGGCCUCUCCAAGAGGAGAGGGUCCCAUUCGUACGACUCACGUCUCAAAGCUCCUGGGGGAGCGGUGGCAGCAAUGCCACGGUAUCGCCCUGCGAGGGGCUCCCCGCCGCGGGAGCCACGGCAUGGACGGUGGCGAACCGCAGCCUGGAGCGCUUGCCCCGCUGCCUGCCGCGCUCUCUGCGCAGCCUCGACGGCAGCCACAACCUGCUGCGCGCCCUGAGCGCGGCCGAGCUCGGCCACCUGCCCGAGCUGCAGGAGCUCACGGUGCGCCACAACCGCAUCGCCACGCUGCGCUGGGGCCCCGGCGGCCCGAGCGGGCUGCGCGCCCUGGACCUCAGCUACAACCAGCUGGACACGCUGCAGCAGUGCACCGGGCCCGCGCUGCGCAGCCUGCGCUUGCUGGAGCUCGCCGGGAACCCGCUGCGGGCACUGCCACCCCGCGCCUUCGUCUGCUUCCCCGCGCUGCAGCGGCUCAACCUCUCCUACACCGAGCUGGGCCGCGGCGCCCAGGGGAACAUCGCGCGGGGGGCGUUCGCAGGAGAGGUCAUGCUCAAGGUUCUGGAUCUCAGCGGUACACACCUCCAGCAAAUUGAGUCUGGGUGGAUGAGAGACCUGCCGAACCUGACGCACCUCUACCUGCGGAAGAUGCCCAGGCUGAGGACCCUGGAGGGAGACAUUUUCAAGAUGACCCCCAAACUGCGCCAGCUGAAUUGCCAGGACUCCCCGGCACUGACUUCCGUCCACACACACAUCUUCCAGGACACACCCUCUCUCCAGGUCCUUCUGUUGCACAACUGCAACUUGAGUUCCUUCCCUCCUUGGACCAGGAAUUCCUCCCAGGUGCUGUCUGUUAACCUCUUCGGCAACCCUCUCACUUGCAACUGUGAGUUGUCCUGGCUCCUCCUGGAUGCGAAGAGAACUGUCCUGCGCAGGGUGGCGGACACGAUGUGCACACCAGCUGCAGGACCCGCGGGCCCUUUCUCAGCAGCUCUUCCCCUCUCCCAGCUGCCGGAUGUGUGCAGGUCGGGCCACAGCACCACCCUCCCGGAUUCAAACCCAUCCUCUUUUGCUGGCUUGGCUUCUGCACCACCUUCACCAGGACUCUCUGCUCAACCUGCGAGAGGCCAGCCGAGUGUCACCAAAGCCUCACCCUCCACCGCGCUGUCCCUCACACAGGCUUCGUGGACACCCCAUGGCACCUUGGGGGGCACUGUCCCCUCCAGUGCCCACCCUACAACAGCAAGCCUCAGGCCAACCAGCACUGCACCCAGGACUGCCAGCGGGACAGGGCACCAAGAACACGCUGCCAGUCUGGUCCCGAAGCCCAGGGUCUCAGCUGCCACCACCUCGCUCGCCACCAAACACCUUAGCCCCAUCCCUACUGCAGGGAGCACCAUGAGUAGGACUCAGCCUGACCAGAGGACACAGCCAGCGCCCCAGGCCCCCCACUCCAGUCCUUCUGAUGAUGAGAUUCCCGUCAUCCUACUGGAUGACAGUGAGGAGGGGACCGAAGAGGAGGGGUCCAAAGUGGUGAGAGCGUCCCACCACAGCAUCCCCUGCGAUUACGACCCGUGCAGGCACCUGCAGACCCCCUGUGUGGAGCUGCAGAGGCGCUCACGCUGCACCUGCCCUGGCCUCACCAGGGAGGACACUGUCCCCGACCUGCCCCAGCUACAGGGGGUGUCGGAGGUGACUGACACGUCGCUGCUCGUCCACUGGUGCGCCCCCUACUCAGUCGUGCGCACCUACCAGAUCCACUACUCCGUGGAGGGCGAAGCGGGGAACCAGUCGGUGGUGGGUGACAUCUAUGCCACCGCCCGGCAGCACCCUCUGUACAGGCUGUCACCGGGCACCACCUACCGCGUGUGCGUGGUGGCGGCCAACGCCGCAGGCCUGAGCCAGCCUCGGUCCAGGGGCUGGAAGAGGCCGUGCACCACCAUUACCACCAAGCCCAGCCUGGUGGCCGUCCUGGUGGUGCUGGGCACCGCCUGUGGCCUGCUGCUCAUCAGCACCCUGGUGCUGUUUGUGUGCCUCUGCAGGCGAGGCCGGAAGCUAUGCGGGCACAACCAUGACCAGUACCUGGUGGCCUUCAGGAACCCAUACCUGCUACCCUUCGAAAACCCGGGCCAAGACUGCAGGCAGAGCAAAGUGACGGGGCUCUGCCCAGAGGCACACCAAGCCCCGGGCUCCACCCCCAGCACCACACACACACCCGAGGCCUCAGUGAAGCUGCAGACCUUCACCUAGCCACUGCCUUCUUCCACCGAGCUGAUCUCUGUCCAGAAGGACCACAGCCAAACGGCCCCGUCUGCUCCAGUCUCAUGAGGCCGCCACGCCUCGGGCACGCACUGUCUCUGUCCAAGGACCAGUGCUUUCCCUUCUCUGCUGUCCCUGAUGGUCAAUGCCAGGCCGCGCCCACUGGCACCCAGCAGCCUCUCCCGUGCUCGUUGGGGGUUCUCAGCAGUCAGGGCCCCUCAGAAUCCAGCAGAGCAGAGCACAGAAGCAGGAAGAGAGAAAUCGCACCGCCUGGCCUUUUCUGCCAUACUGGAAACAGCAUCCUUAGGUCUUUUCAGAGCACGAUCACUUGUGGCUGAGGUCAGGUCAAAGCAUGAAAAGACAUUUUGUUCAAGGAAUCAGCCCCUGCAACCUGGCAGGCAGGGGACAGCGCUGCCACCGCCAGGGGCUUCCCGAGGGAGGCCUUCCGGGUCUGUGAGUGGCAUUUCAUGACUGAGCAAAUAUGCUUCGGGCCUCGCAGGGAAAACUGGUCUUUCAGGAAGACCUGUGCGAUGCUGCAUUUCACCCAAGACUGAAUAGCCAGAAGUAGUACGAAUUCCUUUUCUUAGGAAGCACAAUAAGCUCACUUUCAGGACUUUUUCUUUUUUUGUUUUUUGUUUGUCUUUUUGAGACAGGGUCUUGAUG